UGUGUGUGUGUGUGUGUGUGUGUGUGUGUGUGUGUGUGUACUUAUCCUACCGACCAAUAGGGGACUAUGGGUUGAUUGCACACCAACCAAUAGGGGACAAUUGACUGAGUGGGGACCUAAAACCAUAGUCCCCACCAGGAUAACAGCUAUACAUGAUAGCAGCUGUCAUGCUAACAUACCUAGCAUCAAUAUCUCUGAAAGUUUUCAUCGUCCCCAAAAGUUCUGAUUUUGUCCGAAUGUGUGUGUGUGCUGAAGAUCGAAGCUUAGGAGUGAGACACCUUUGGUCAGUGGCUGUAUUGCAGGUGUGUAAACUAUGCUGCAGGCUCCACCCCAAUGACAUUGUCUGAAGUCAGGUUCCGCCCACAGAAGUGGGCAUUGUCACAUGAUGUAUCAGGUGACCAUAAGCCACCAAGAAACCAGGAAAAGACAGUUACUGGAGAACAGCAAAGGAAGUUUACCCAUAGGCUAAGGUUACUAGCCUAUUAGACAUGGUGAAACCAAGCUUAUUACCUCUAUAUUGCCAUAUUCAACAGAAUCUCCAUAAAAAGCCUGUUUCAAAGUUGUGUUUUAUCUAUGGCCUAUGAUAAACCUGGUUUAACGGGUCAACUAACUUUAAAGUUUGCCUAGAUUUGUGUGUUAACGCCACUCCUUCCAGCAACAUGGCCAUCUUAGUUUAAUUUUCAUGUCAUUGAUUACUUGUUUGCACAAAUUAAUGAGUGAUUGUUCAACAUAGGCUUCAAGUAGGCUACUUUACAGGCCUAGCCUACUAUUACUAGAGUAUUACUAGAUUACUACACGUUUGAAAUCGUCUGUGUUACGUUCGCUAAUUGCAUAGUAUUUAAGCACUUCUCGACUAAUGUCCCCAUACAGACUAUAGGACACCCCUCCCCCCAACAUUUUGGCGGUUUGGCUGCACUCCCUUUUCCACUCUCGCACUCCCGGUCUCAUCAGACUCAAGUCCCCAAAUAGACUAUACGAACGGAUCCCCCCACCCCACCCCAGAUGCUUUUGGCGGGCUCAGUUUUACAACUAGGCUAUAUCAGCACUUUUUGUAUUCCAUAGGUUUAGUCUAAAACAUUUCUAAUUGAUGAUACCGGAAUAUAAACAAUUAAAUUAAUGAAAAUAAAAAUGUAUUAAUUUCGGUUAUUUUAUUUCAAACAACGCAAGAGAUUCACGUCCAAUCAGCAGCGAUCUAUCCCACAACGUCUUUCUUCUACAACAAGAAGUACUUUGACAAGCGCCAUUUUGAUGAAACCAGGAGUAGGUGAAACGUGGAGGAGAGGACACGUGUGUGCUGUAAAUAUAUUACUUGUUGAACAUGUGAAAUGACAAGUACCAUCUCGGAGAGGUUCUUAAAACGAAUUUUAGUUUUGCGCCAGCAUCACUCAAAGUGUGAAUCCCUCUAUGAUAAAAUGGCAACCAUGGGGAAGCAGGAGAGCGAUGCAGAAUCGGGAUACAAAACGGAAGGCCCAAAAAGAACAACAAAAGUACGAAAUAACAGUGCUUCAGAAUUAGUUCCAGAGCUACAGCGAACGGAAAGUGUGUUUCUCACAAAAGAGAUGCUGGGCAUUCCAAGGGAUUCUUUGCCCAGCAGUGAAGAUAGUGGCAGUGAGGACGAUUAUGUUCCGGACUCAAAUAGCAGCAGCUCAGAGGAGCCCAGUGAUGAGGAACCUGCAAAGAAGGUCAGGCCCAAAGUUUCUUCUGCCAAGUCCAGUGAUGAGAAACCUGCAAAGAAGGUCAGGCCCAAAGUUUCUUCUGCCAAGUCCAGUGAUGGCACAACAGCAACAACAUCCUUUUCUGCCACUGACAAUGAGAAGUCUUCAAGUGAGUCAGUAGUUGUAAUGAAUGUGAAAAAGAAAUCAGAUGGGUCAAGGGCCUACAGCAAAAGGCAUUUUUGUCUUUUUUGUUCAAAGCCUUAUGCAAAAAUGGCAAGACACUUGGAACAUGUACACAAAAAUGAAGCAGAAGUAGCUGCAGCUGUUAGAUUCCCCAAAAAUUCAAAAUCAAGAAGAAUUCACCUGGACCUUCUGCGCAAAAAAGGAAACCGGGCACACAACAUUGACGUGAUUCGUGAAGGCUCUGGCGUGAUAGUUCCUUGUAAACAAACAAGUGACAGUAAUAUCAAUCCUAACGAUUUCCUGCAUUGUUUAAGCUGCCAAGGGCUUUUCAAGAGAAGGUUUCUUUGGAAGCAUAUGAAAAGGUGCACUCUGGCUAGACAGUGUGGGGUACUCAAACCUGGCAAAAACAGAAUACAAUCACUCUGUGCAAACGCUCAACCUGUACCAGUGGGAGUAAGUGCUAAGUUAUGGAAGCUCUUAAGUGAAAUGAGUCAGGAUGAUGUUACCCAUGCCGCUAAAAAUGACGUGUGCAUUGUAAAGAUGGGAGAGCAAAUGUUUAACAAAAUUGGCCAUGAUCCUUCAAAACACGAAUACAUUAGGCAAAAGAUGAGGGAGGUUGGAAGACUGCUGUUAGCAGGUACACAGGAAUCCCCAAUGAAGACAAUGGAGGAUUUCAUUCUUCCGUCGAACUUUCCACAUGUUGUGAAUGCUGUGAAGGAUGUAGCAGGCUUUGACAGUAACUCCAAUUCUUUCAAAAUACCUUCACUGGCUUUAAAAUUAGGCCACAGCUUGCAGAAGAUUGCGAGCAUUAUUGAAUGUAAUGCAAUGAUAUCGGGGAAAAAGAAAAUUGUUGAAAAUGCACAACACUUCAAACAAAUUUACCGAACAUGCUGGAAUGAAAAUGUUUCCUCAUCUGCACUGAAAACACUUUCAGAAGCGAAGUGGAACACCCCACAACUGCUGCCAUUCACUGAAGAUGUUAAAAAAAUGCACAUGUACAUGGAUCAAAAACAAAAAGAAGCAUACCAACAGCUAACAAACGAGGAAUCAUCAAGGAACUGGGUUGAUCUAGCUGAGGUAACCCUCGCUCAGCUUAUACUGUUCAACCGUAGAAGAGAGGGGGAGGUGUCAAAAAUGCGCCUAACUGCCUUCACUGAAACUGAUGUGCCAUUGCAUGCAGAUGUAGCUGAGGCUCUAACUGCUCUAGAGAAGAAGCUGUGUGAACACUUCAAAAGGAUUGAAAUUCGUGGGAAGAGAGACAGGAAGGUCCCUCUACUGCUAACCCCAGCAAUGCAGGCGUCCAUGGAAUUGUUAGUGAAGACUCGUGCAUCCUGUGAGGUUCUCGAAAAUAACAUCUAUUUUUUUGCCAGACCUAGACAAGAAACGUUUAUUCGAGGCUACAAGUGCAUUCACCAGUUUGCAAAGGAGUGCCAAGCCAAAUACCCAGAGCGCUUAUCCUCUACGAAAUUAAGGAAACAUGUAUCCACACUUUCCAAGGUUUUGAACCUCAAAGAUACAGAAAUGGAUCAAUUGGCUGAUUUUUUGGGCCACAACAUCGCAGUCCACCGCAAGUUCUAUCGUCUGCCAGAAGGAACACUACAACUGGCUAAAGUUAGUAAAGUCCUGAUGGCCAUGGAAAGAGGGUGCUUAAUGGACUACAAAGGAAAGAAUUUAGAUGAAAUUGAAAUUGAUCCCAAUGAAACAAUUCCAGAGGAGAGUGACCAUUCAGAAAGCGAACUGACGGACGAAGAACUAAGCCCACCUUCUACAUCCUACCUACCUUCAGCUGCUAAGAAACGCACUUCAAAGAAGAAACAGUGCAUGCAAUCAGAGGAAGAGUCCGAGGAUCCAGGUUCAGCUGCUAAGAAACGCACUUCAAAGAAGAAACAUUGCAUGCAAUCACAGGACGAGUCCGAGGAUCCAGGUUCAGCUACUAAGAAACGCACAUCAAAGAUGAAGAGCCAAAGUAAAUGUGAUGAAAUGAACUCCGAUGUUCCAGAUGCAGCAUCCAAGACAUCCUGCCGCAAGAGAAGACCAUGGAGUCAAGAAGAAAUCCGCGCUGUUGAGAAGACCCUGAUGAAAUUUAUCACUACAGGCAGAACUCCUGGGAAGGCAGACUGCGUUUCUUGUAUCAACUCAGCACCUGAAGCACUUAAGUUCCGUGACUGGAUGUCAGUUAAGUUUUAUGUCAAAAAUCGUUGUGUGUCCUACCAAAGAACCACACAGACCCUUUUAUAGCAAUUUGAUAAGAAUGAGUUUGGGGGUGGGAGAUGGGAAUGUGUUCAGUUUUCUUAACAGGGCUUGAGCAUUUCAGAGGACCACACAAUACAUGCCCUGUACUUACACAGUAUUCUUGUUUAUAUUUUAUGUUGGCAGAGGGUCAGCAAUGUUUUUGUCAUUGGUAUUACAGUACAUGCACUUUAUUUUAACAGUACUUAAAUGAUUUUAGGUUGGGAGAGGGUCAAUUGUGUACUUUCGUUGUUAAUACUACAUGCUCAUACAAACAGGCUUUAGAGGAAAAUUAAUGAUGCUCAUGAUUGUAAUAAUGUUGAAGUGUAAAGAGUUGCGUGUGAGAAGAAGGUACGUUGUAUCCUUGUUGACGAGGUUCGUUAAAAAUAUUCUGACAACACAAUUUUUUUAUUCAUUUUAAUAUUUCUUUUAUUUUCAUUAUUCACUUGGUAUCUGCAAUGCCUGAGUAGAUAUUUUAUAUUGAGAAGGUAUCUGCUUUUUCACAUGGUGUUGACUGUAGCAUUACUAGCACUUUCAGAAAUAAUGUACGCUAAUAACUAUCACAACAAUCUACCUCAUAACGUUCUAAUGAAGUGUGGUUGUGCAUUCUGGCACUGUGUUAAGCAGCCAAUAAAUGUGUUGAUUGCUACUAA
Molecule: messenger RNA, 4720 nt
Organism: Alosa sapidissima (American shad)
Lineage: Eukaryota; Metazoa; Chordata; Actinopteri; Clupeiformes; Clupeidae
Exons: 11
Coding region: 1326-4076 (916 amino acids)
Source: RefSeq, a predicted model, not a curated record